AUGAACAGACGUAGCGCACCGAAGAUUCCCGAAGGCUCACGCUCUGCGCUCGCCGGGGACCCAGCCGGCUCAGGGGCCGCACCGCGCAUGCUCCCGGACGGCCUUGACGUCAAUCCCCGAGGAGGGAGCGCUAGGCGGGCGGCGGGCUGCGACCGCGGUCGUGAGGAACGUUGCGGGGCGGUUAGUGACCUCUCAGAGUCCGCGGUAAAUGACACCCGGGUAUCUUGUCUGUUUGGAGCCCUGCUCUGUGGACUAAAACUAGCGGCGGCCCCCUGGAACCAGACAGACCCGCACAGGCCGCUGGGACUUGUAGUCCCCAGAACCUGGCCGACCCGUCCCCGUCAUUCCCCUGGGAAAUCAAAUUUAGAUGCAGAAGAAAAUCAAAAUGUAAUGGAAACGUUGAGAGGCAAAGUAAAAGAGAAGCUAAAAAAUGCUAAGAUUAAUCAAGGUGAAAAAUCCUCACCUCAGCUACUCAUUGAUGAGGAGAUAUAUCAGUGGCCUAAGAUCGAAGUCUCCCUGGAUGAAGGUCUUUGGUUUUUCAUGCCAAGUGGUGAAGAAGGCUCAACUGUGGGCUGGUGUUCAGAGCAGAGAUCGGUAAAUGAUAGUUACCCCAAACAUUUUUCACCUGGUGAUAAUUUACAAAAUUUUGCUGAAGGCCAAGAUGAAGAUUUUAUGGAGGAAAUCAUUUCCCCAGAUUUACUUGAAGUAAAAGCUGCUGAAUAUGAAGAUGAUCAAGAACAAAUAAAAAAACAACAGGCACACAUUUUUGUGCCAAGUAGUUCUCCAGUGGUCAACCAGCGUAAACUGCCAAAAGAUAUGAUUCCACGCAUUUUAGAAGAUGAAGGAUUCUAUAUUCAGAGAAAGCCACAAAUACAUAAAAAGACCUGCAACAAAAUGGAAAAUCGCCUGCUUACCCUAGAAGAGGGAAAGUGUUGGUUUGAAGAAAGUGGAGAAAUUAUGUCAUUACCUUCACCCAUUAGACAGUCAUGGAAUUUCAGGCUAACCACAAGCAAGAGAUCUUUAAAUCCAGCGCUAAAGACCAUAUACAGAAAGUAUGCUGAUUCUGACAAACGCCCAUGGACAAGAGUGCCUUUGUGGAAGUUCGCAAGUCCAAUGGAGAAUUCUAGCACACCCCUGAACCAUCAUCCUCUCUUCAAUCAAGAACAAGUAUUAUGUGCUAGGCUGCUUCAGCUUUGUGAGUGUUUCCAGGACAGGCAGCAACAGAAUUUACCUCAGCUGCUUUAUGAGAAGCUGAAAACACUGACAGAUGCUACCAAAUUAGCAAACGAAAAUUUGGAAAUAAGCCAACUGACCAAAAAAUCUUUACAAGAUUAUUAUUGGCAGAUAAGUAAUACAAAACAGCGCUAUGAGUUAGAAAGGGGAAAAGACUCCUCUCUAUUACACAGUAUAUUACGGACUUGGAAACAAAUAAAAUCCCUUCGACAACGGCAGGGGUUUACAAGCACCCCAGUAAAGUUACAGUUUCAAAGGAUCGGGCCUCCAGCCCUGCGGUCCCAGAAACCAGAUUUGACUGGAUUUGAUGGAAUGAUUUAUGAGAUAAGUAAAAGGACAAGCUUAUUGGCAAAACUAUAUUUACCUUUACCUAACAACGCAGAGUUGAAAAGCAAAACUGUUUUGGAAUGUGUAGAGUUUAGCUCUGAUGAGCUCGUCAUACCUGCAUAUGGAGAAGUAGGAAGCAAUGUACCUUUUCUUCUUGAGGGAGAUGGAACUGAGGAACUUUGUCUUUUGACGUCAGGAAAACUGAGCUACUCUCUAUCGUGGGCUUUAGACAAAAAUGGUAUUCCUCGGACACCCAUGUCACAGUCAUUAAGAUCUGCUUACUGCAGUGUGUUAAGGAAUGUAGAUGCAAGAGGGGUUCCUGGAAUUCCACGGCUCAUUAAUGCACAGAAGCUUUUUGAGUGGGCAAAUGAAGCAAAAAUUGAUCCAAAUAAUCCAGAAUAUUCUGAUUUAAUGGAAUUUAUUAUAUACAUGAAACAUAAAGGACAGGAUAUUCCAAAAUCUUUUCGUCUUGAACAGUUGCAAGAUGAAUUUAACUUUGUUUCUGAAGAAGAAAUGAAAAAGAGUAAACGUUUCCAGCUAUUGCAACUUAGAAAUGCAGGUCAAUUAGACAUUUUCCAUCUGCAGCAAAUACCCCUUUACGACAAAGAUAUUCCAGAUUUAGUCUUCCAGGAAUAUGAAAGUCAGAUAGAGAAGGAUAUCUCCAUUUCAGAUGUCAAUUCUAUUACUGCACAAAGGAUUAAUUCUGCCAAUUUUCUGAAAAAGAUAAGAAGGUUGAUAAUGAAAAGAAUUGUCAAAGUUAGCAAAUUUAACUUAUCAGAUGUUGUGGCUGAUUAUGAAGAAAUUGUAUCUGCAAGCCAGUUGACACAUGCAGUUUGUAAGCUUGUUGAACGACAAAGGAAGUUAAAGCCUCAGAGGAAAGAAAGGAAAAAGGUAGCAGCGCACACUGUCUGUGAUGGAGAUAUUAAGAUUCUUGUCAGAAUAUUGCAGGCUUAUAACAUUCCUACCAGGAACACAACAGGUAAUAGGUAA
Messenger RNA from Odobenus rosmarus divergens (Pacific walrus), 2550 nucleotides. RefSeq names its product coiled-coil and C2 domain-containing protein 2A-like. Gene Ontology annotation, cellular component: ciliary transition zone. Gene Ontology annotation, biological process: non-motile cilium assembly; protein localization to ciliary transition zone. Lineage: Eukaryota; Metazoa; Chordata; Mammalia; Carnivora; Odobenidae. Bases 1 to 2550 code for a protein of 849 amino acids. The record is from RefSeq and is a predicted model, not a curated record. The transcript is spliced from 20 exons.